AUGGGCGCCUCACGCCAAAUCUACCUUCUUCCACUGAAGGAUGACGGCUCCCCUGAUGUACCGGGCGGGUAUAUCUAUUUGCCACCCCCAAAGCCUGUGGCGCAUGUGCUACGGUUCAUCAUCGAGGGAACCAGCUCGAUCUGCCGACAAGGUAGCCUAUGGGUGAACAUCCCUGAGGAGGGCAAGCCCUUCGAUCGCCAUGCCUUUCGGGAAUUCAGAUUGCAACCCAAUUUCAACCAGAACAUCGAGGUCGACAUUCCCGUCACAUCCGCGGGUGCAUUUGCCUUCUACACGACGUUCUCUCCACUGCCUGAGUUUUCGGUGGCAGCUGUGCCCACUCCAGAACCAACUCGGACACCAACUCAUUACAUUGACGUGUCGCCGAGUCUGACGUUGCGUGGGAAUGAAUUGCCCCUGACAGCGCUUUCCAUUUUCUCGGUCAUUUCCAAGUUCAUGGGACAGUACCCUGCUGAUUGGGACAAGCAUCUCCAUGGAAUUAGUCAACGUCACUACAAUAUGGUUCAUUUUACGCCCUUGAUGCAGCGCGGGUCGUCGAAUUCUCCAUAUAGUAUCUUUGACCAGCUGUCUUUUGACGCUGCCUUGUUUCCUAAUGGAGAAGAGGAUGUUUCGUCUUUGGUUUCAAGGAUGGAGAAAGACUAUGGGCUCUUGACUUUGACUGAUGUUGUCUGGAACCACACAGCCAACAAUAGCAAAUGGUUAGAAGAACACCCGGAAUCGGGUUACAGUGUUGAUACUGCUCCGUGGCUGGAGGCGGCACUCGAUCUAGACACAGCACUAUUGAAAUUCAGUGAUGACCUCCAGAGCCUUGGUCUACCAACCGAGUUCAAAACUGUCGAGGAUCUGGUGACGGUCAUGAACGCACUGCGGAAACAAGUCAUUAAUGGCAUUCGCUUAUGGGAGUUCUACGCUCUUGAUGUCAAAAGAGACACAAAACACAUCCUGGAUGCUUGGACUAACGGAAAGGAUGAUCGUACAAGCAUUGAGCAUGUCGAUUUACAAGACCUGAAGAAAGGAACGCCCAAGCAACAAGCGGCAUUCAUUCGUGAACACGCGAUCCCGACCUCGAAGCAGGUCCUGGGAAGAUUCGAGCGCAGCAUUGAUCCAACAAUAGGCGCAGGCAUUCUGACCGUCCUCUUCGGUGAUUACGAUCAAGCGAGCUCGGAUCUUCCGGGGAUCGAAAGCUGCUUGUCCAAGCUUCUCGACGAAGUCAAUCUGCCUUUCUAUAAAGAAUACGAUGCAGAUGUGGCUGAGAUUAUGGAUCAGCUGUUCAACCGCGUCAAGUAUCUCAGAAUCGAUGACCAUGGUCCCAAGAUGGGCCCCGUCACGAAGGGAAACCCUCUGAUCGAGACCUACUUCACUCGCCUUCCGCUCAAUGAGGUCACCAGAAACCACAAUCCCAAGGCUCUGGCUUUGGUAAACAAUGGCUGGAUCUGGAACGCCGAUGCAAUGCGAGAUAACGCCGGCCCCGAUUCCAGGGCCUACCUUCGCCGUGAAGUCAUCGUAUGGGGUGAUUGCGUGAAGCUUCGAUACGGAAGUUCGCCAAGCGACAGCCCAUUCUUGUGGGAUUUCAUGACCCGCUACACUCGCUUGAUGGCCAAAUACUUUUCUGGAUUCCGAAUCGACAACUGCCAUUCGACACCCCUGGUGGUUGCGGAGUAUCUCCUGGACGCAGCGCGCAAAGUGCGACCCGACUUGACCGUCUUUGCAGAGCUAUUUACGGGCUCCGAGGAAGCCGACUACGUGUUUGUGAAACGUUUAGGCAUCAAUGCUCUGAUUCGUGAGGCCAUGCAAGCCUGGAGUACGGCCGAGUUGAGUCGAUUGGUUCAUCGCCACGGUGGCAGCCCGAUUGGCAGUUUUGAUGUGGAUCUUCCUUCCGCUGGGAGUAGCCAUGCAAUUGCUUCUGCGAAGGAUGGCAAUGCUGAUGGGAAAAUCACUCACAUUCGACCAUGCCCCGUUUCAGCAUUAUUCAUGGAUUGCACUCAUGACAAUGAGGUGCCUGCCCAAAAGCGCGAUGCCAGAGAUACUCUUCCAAAUGCGGCUCUUGUUGCCAUGUGUGACUCUGCAACUGGUAGUGUAAUGGGCUACGACGAGGUGUAUCCCAAGCUUGUCGACCUUGUCCAUGAGACCCGACGAUAUAGCUCCGAGAUAUCUGGAUCCGACGAUUUACACAUCGGCUCCGGCGAGGGAGGGAUUGGGGGUGUUAAGAAGCUGUUAAAUAAGCUUCACACCAUGAUGGGAGUCGAGGGCUACGAUGAAACUCAUAUCCAUCAUGACGGUGAAUUCAUCACCGUCCACCGAGUACACCCGAAGACCCGAAAGGGCAUCUUCCUCAUUGCGCAUACUGCAUUUCCCGGCAACGACAACGGUGGGAUCAUGGAUCCUACUCAUAUUGCUGGCACCCGAGCCAGGCACCUUGGAUCAUGGUUGCUGGAAGUGGAUGCAGACGAUGGGACAAAAGAAAAGGUCUUGUCUGACGAUAAACAUCUGAAAGGUCUUCCCAGCCGCACCCGCAGUCUUGAAAGUAUCAAGAUCGAGGAGAAUGGCAAUGAUGUCACAAUUUCCGUCCUUGAUACCUUUGCACCUGGUUCAAUUGCUCUUUUCGAGACAUCGAUUCCUGGCGCAAAGCACGCUGAUGGACUGGACAACUACAUCAAGAGCGGAGUCGACGAGGCAUUUUCCGAGCUCAGUCUGAUUGAUUUGAAUUUCGUGCUCUACAGAUGUGAGGCCGAGGAGAGAGAUUUCAGCGACGGCAAUGAUGGUGUGUACAGCAUUCCAAACCAUGGUCCUCUCAUCUAUGCCGGGCUUCAAGGCUGGUGGAGUGUUCUUGAAGACAUCAUCAAGUACAACCAGCUUGGUCAUCCACUAUGUGAUCACUUGCGGCAGGGCCAGUGGGCUCUGGACUACAUAAUUGGGCGCAUGGAGACUGUGGCCACCAAGGAAGGAUACGUCGCCCUGCACAAGCCUGCGGCAUGGCUACGUGACAAGUUCAAUGCUGUUCGCGGUCUGCCCAGCUUUCUGCUCCCCAGGUACUUUGCAAUCAUUAUUCAGGUCGCUUACAAUGCUGCGUGGAAAAGAGGCAUCCACCAGUUCGGUGACCUUGUGCGACACGGGCAGGAGUUCAUCCAUCAACUAGCUAUGGUCAGCGUACAGCAAACCGGCUUUGUCAACUCGGCUUCCUUGUGGCCUACCAAACAAGUUCCUAGUCUCGCAGCCGGCUUGCCGCAUUUUGCGGUUGACUGGGCCCGAUGCUGGGGUCGAGAUAUUUUUAUCUCUAUUCGUGGCCUUUUCCUCUGUACAGGGCGGUUUGACGAUGCUAAGAAGCAUAUAAUUGCUUUUGCAAGCGUACUCAAACACGGUAUGAUUCCGAAUCUUCUCAGCAGUGGCAAACUGCCCCGAUACAACUCCCGCGACUCCGUCUGGUUCUUCCUGCAAGCAAUCCAAGAUUUUACCGAGAUGGCCCCGAACGGUAUUUCUCUGCUGCAAGAGAAAGUGCCUAGACGGUUCUUGCCCUACGACGACACUUGGUUCCCAUUCGAUGACCCUCGUGCUUACUCCAAGUCUCCCACGGUUUUGGAGGUCAUUCAGGAGGUGUUUCAGAGACAUGCACGUGGCAUGUCGUUCCGAGAAUACAACGCCGGAUCGAAUCUGGAUGUUCAAAUGAAACCUGAGGGCUUCCAGAUUGAUGUGAAUGUCGACUGGAAUACGGGUUUCAUUUUCGGUGGCAGCCAGAAUAACUGUGGCACCUGGCAAGACAAAAUGGGUGAGAGUGAAAAGGCUGGUAAUAAAGGUGUUCCUGGGACUCCACGCGACGGUGCCGCUAUCGAGAUCACGGGCCUUCUCUACAGUGCCUUGACAUGGGUCACACGCCUGCAUGAGUCCCAAGUCUAUCCCUACGAGGGCGUCGAGACUGGAGACGGCAAAACAGUCACAUUUGCCGAAUGGGCCCGAAGGAUCAAAGAGAGCUUUGAAAGAUGCUACUAUGUCCCUAGCGACUCCAGCGAGGACAGCCAUUACGACGUGGACUCCAAGAUCAUCAACCGCCGGGGCAUCUACAAGGAUGUGUACAAGUCAGGCAAGCCCUUUGAGGACUACCAACUGCGUGGCAAUUUCCCCAUUGCCAUGUCGGUAGCACCUGAGCUUUUCGACCCCGUCAAAGCGCUCACUACCCUCUCGAUUGCCGAUGCAGCCAUCCUCGGUCCCGUGGGCGUGGCGACCCUCGACCCAUCUGAUCUCAACUAUCGCCCGUACUACAAUAACUCCGAGGACUCGGCCGACUUCGCCACCUCCAAGGGCCGCAAUUACCAUCAGGGUCCGGAAUGGGUCUGGCAACGCGGCUAUUUCCUUCGCGCCUUGCUGCACUUUGAUCUCUCUCGCCGAAAGACGGCCGAGGAGCGAACCGAGUCUUUCCAGCAGGUGACCCGGCGACUGUAUGGAUGCAAAAAGGCGUUGCGGGAAAGCCCCUGGAAGGGCCUGACGGAGUUGACCAACAAAGCUGGCGAACAUUGUGCUGACUCGUCCCCUACCCAGAGCUGGUCCGCGGGCUGUCUCCUCGAUCUCUACUACGAUGCUUCAAAAAUCGCCUAG
Penicillium alfredii is the source of this 4605-nucleotide messenger RNA. RefSeq names its product putative glycogen debranching enzyme Gdb1. Lineage: Eukaryota; Fungi; Ascomycota; Eurotiomycetes; Eurotiales; Aspergillaceae. Gene Ontology annotation, biological process: glycogen catabolic process. Bases 1 to 4605 code for a protein of 1534 amino acids. The record is from RefSeq and is a predicted model, not a curated record. Gene Ontology annotation, molecular function: amylo-alpha-1,6-glucosidase activity; 4-alpha-glucanotransferase activity. The transcript has 3 exons.